CAUUUGUUGAAGAGGUAUUGGUUGAUGAAGCGAAUCUUUCUGCUGCAGAAGCUGCUGCACUAGCCGAUGAAGUUGAGCAUGGACUAUCUUCUGUUGGGACAAGGUCCGUACAUUCUCGUCGUACCUCAACGGCCACUCGUCAUACAAUCUUCCAUGUUCCAUCGAUCACGAUAACUACUGACGAAUCAUCUAAGGAUGAGCAUAAACUCGAACAAAUACCACAACAGAAUCCAUAUCAAUCACUCUUUAAUCUUGCCAGUCACAUCGUAGAUCGUAUUAAGGAUACUGAUCUGUUAGCUUUGAAUCGUAGAUUGAAACGAACAUUCGACAUUUUAGAUUUAACUAAUUUGAGUAAUAACUUGAUUGAGAAUAUCCAGAAUGAUGUUGAAAUCUUUAGAGAAAAAUUCCGGUGGGUGGAAGAUUUUCGCAACAAUGAAGAGACGAAAACAAGCGAAAAGGAUAUUUCCGAUGACAAUACGAGCCAAAAGGAUGUAUACUCUUUUUCACCGGAAAAUUUCUUACCAUUAGUUCACUUAUUGCAAGAUCUCUUGUCGGAAAUAUGCAAGUUACGCGUGAUGAUUAACGACCUGCAGGUCUCCUAUGUACAAAAAGUGGAAGAGAGUCGACGAAAGUCGGAAGAAGAAUUUGAUAAGAGUGUGGUGAAUGGGGAGAACAGCAAUGAAAUAUUAGAGGGAAGGGAUAGGAAUAGACGCGCUCAAAGCAGUGACGGCGGAUUCAAAGCAUAUCUCAGCAAAGUUUUUGGUAUCAUGGAAGUUCAAUCGCCUCCCUCAGGGACUC
Molecule: messenger RNA, 798 nt
Organism: Acaulospora morrowiae
Lineage: Eukaryota; Fungi; Glomeromycota; Glomeromycetes; Diversisporales; Acaulosporaceae
Source: the annotation of a GenBank genome assembly